Syzygium oleosum is the source of this 2033-nucleotide messenger RNA. RefSeq names its product receptor kinase-like protein Xa21. The coding region runs from base 22 to 1833 and encodes 603 amino acids. The transcript has a single exon. Gene Ontology annotation, molecular function: protein binding. Lineage: Eukaryota; Viridiplantae; Streptophyta; Magnoliopsida; Myrtales; Myrtaceae. The record is from RefSeq and is a predicted model, not a curated record.
UCCCCAGGCGGCCCCGAGGAAAUGCGGAUGGUUCCGAGAAGGGUCGCCGCCGUUCUUUUCCUGAUGCAGGCGGCGGCGGCGGCGGCGAUCGCGUCGGUCGGGGCUCGGGAGAGCUCUGGAGACGGAGGAGCGCCGGCGGCGGCGGGGGGAUGCGCGGAGGCGGACAGGAUCGCUCUCCUGAGCUUCAAGGCCAAGAUCUCGAAGGACACUUCCGGGAACCUCGAUUCCUGGACGGGGACCAAUUGCUGCGAGGACUGGGAGGGGGUCCAGUGCGGCCCUUCGGGGAGGGUCACCGGGCUGAUGCUCCAGGGAUCGGUGGAGGACAGCGGCGUCUACAUGACGGGCACCCUGUCGCCUUCCCUGGGCGACUUGCGGUUCCUGGAGGUGCUGGCGAUCUCCGGGAUGAAGCACAUCACGGGGAUCAUCCCCGAGAGCCUCUUCAAGUUGCCCCGCCUCGCUCAGCUGGUCCUCGAGUACAAUUCCCUUGAAGGGGUCGUCCCCCCGGGCCUCGGCCAGUUGCCGUCGCUCCAGGCCCUUUCGCUGACGGGCAACCGGUUCCGGGGUCAGAUACCUCCGAGCUUGGGGAAUCUCAGGAAUGUGGGUCUGCUGAACUUGGCCAAGAACUUCCUUGCCGGUCCGAUACCGCCCAUCUUCGGAAACUUGCAGAGAUUGCAGUUUCUCGAUCUCAGCUUCAACUUGUUAUCGGGGUCGGUCCCGGAAUUCUCGGGGCUAUUUCCGAACCUUACCAAUCUUGACCUCUCUAACAACCAGCUGUCGGGCCAGAUACCGAUUUCAUUGCUUAGUUUGCGGAGCAUUUCGGCGCUGUCCUUGAGCCACAAUCUGCUCACGGGCAAAAUCCCAGACCAGAUUGGCAAUCUGAAAUCUCUUGCACAGCUUCAGUUGGCUGGCAACAGGAUCUCGGGGCCAAUACCGGCUUCCCUUUCGAAAUUGACGAAUCUCUGGUCGCUUAACUUGUCCAGGAAUGAGCUGUCCAACCCUUUACCUAGUUCCCUCAGCCAAGGAAUCCGGUCUCUGUCGACGGUCGAUCUUUCAUACAACAAUCUCGCUUUAGGGUCGAUUCCUGGUUGGAUCAUGAACAGGCCAUUGUAUGAUGUCCGCCUCGCCGGCUGCAAGCUCGGAGGAAACCUGCCUGUUUUCGCAAAACCAGAUUCCUUGAGCUACGUAGACCUAUCUGACAAUUCCUUCACAGGUGGUAUCUCUAGCUUUCUGGCGAAUAUUCCCAGUCUAAGUGAUGUUAAGCUGGGGAACAAUCAGCUCAGCUUUGACCUUUCGGGGAUCAAACUACCAGAUGGCCUGCACUCUCUCGAUCUUCACUCGAAUCGCCUAACAGGGUCACUCUCCGCAAUAUUAAGUAACAAGACAAGCAGCUCCUUGGAGGCUAUCGAUGUUACCAACAAUCAAUUAUCAGGCGCUAUUCCCGAAUUCGGAGAGGGUUCGAGCUUGAAGGUGCUCAACAUCGGAAGCAACCGAAUCACUGGCCAAAUCCCGGCUUCGAUCGCGAACCUGGUCGGGCUCGAAAGAUUGGAUAUUUCGAGGAACCGGAUAAGCGGGACCAUCCCUCCGGGGUUGGGUCAAUUGGGCAAUCUCCAGUGGCUCGACCUGUCUAUCAACGCGCUCACGGGAAGAAUCCCCAGUAGCUUCGUGGGGUUGAGGCUCGUUCACCAUGCAAAUUUCAGGGCGAACAGGCUAUGUGGACAGAUACCACAAGUGAGGCCUUUUAACAUCUUUCCGCCAGUGGCUUAUGCCCACAAUCUGUGCUUAUGUGGCAAGCCCCUGCCACCUUGUAGGAGAAUCAGCGAACCGGGCCAAUAAGAUGCUGACCGAAUUUGUCUGAUUAGAUCAAUGCUCACGCCAUGUGAGCAUACAUAUAUCCAUAUAGGAUCGGUAGAGGGAAGAAGGAUAGGUCAUUCUUCCAUUUUUUAAAUCGUUGUAACCACAGAAGUCAGCGAUCCAAUAAUUUCAUCUGUCUUCCUACUUGAACAUCUAUAAGAGAUAUCUAAUCUUUAUAAUAA